Messenger RNA from Schistosoma spindalis, 2989 nucleotides. The record is from the annotation of a GenBank genome assembly. NCBI's taxonomy places the organism in Eukaryota, Metazoa, Platyhelminthes, Trematoda, Strigeidida, Schistosomatidae.
CGCUAGUUGUGGAUUUCAGGUAACAAAUCAAUUAGCGUAUGAUGCUACUUCCAAAUGUAUCGCGGGAUUUGCAGAUAGCAAUUGUCAAGGCUUACCCUAAAAAUAUAAAAUCUUGUAAUGAUUGGCUUAGUUUUCUUAAUCAUAUGGAAAGAAAAGUUAGAUCAUUGGAUCGAGAGUCAACAGCGACUAACAUACUUUUAAAUUUAUAUGAAAGUGCUAUAGAUUCAUUAGAGGUGAAUUGGUCAGAUGAUAUAUAUCUUACCAUUUUUAUCAGAAGAGCAGUUUUAGCAUCAUAUGAGAAUUCGGACUGUGGUCCUGUACUUCUAAGCUUAUGUUCUAUAAAUGGACGUCGAAAUCCACAGUUGAUUGCGGCUGUCGCUUAUUAUUAUUCUAAACAAGGAGAUAAAAGUAGAGCUAAAAGUCUUUUAAACUCUACGAAAAAGUGUGUAGACACAUGUGGGGUGGAAUUGUUGUGUAAAGCCGAAAGUAUGCUGGAUACGGACGAUGAUUUCAAAUCGUUAUUAGGACCAUUUUAUUACAAACCAGACUUUGAUUUUCAAGAUAUAAAUUGUUCUCAGGCAAGUUCAAGUGGAGUUUCUUCAGUUCUGGAUUUUACUUGUCCAAAUGAUCACACAGGAGAACGUUCUCAGUCUGUGAUAGAUAUCAAUUUUGAACCGAAUGGAAAUUCACCAAACUUUCCUAGUCAUUGUAAUCCAGUUGAAUCAGUACAAAUAAUUGGCCCAGUCAAGGAUUCAUAUAAUUUUUCCCGGUUCCUCAAAUCCCCAGGGCUUCCAGAAGAAUUGUCAGUUAAUUCAGUCACAAGUAAUCCACAUAUGGAAUCAUUACAACAGCCUGAACUAUCCACCAUUGUUGGUUCGAUUAAAUUGAAUGGAAGUUGCGAAAAGGUAUUUCCGUUUAAUUCGGAUAAGGAAUUGAUUUCUGUCGGUGUGCAAACUGAGCUGGUCGAUCAAAGUGAACAAUUUAUUAUGGUUAAUGGUAAAAAGUAUCAAUUAAUUAAUGAAUUGGGACGGGGAGGUUCAUCAGUGGUGUAUUGGGCUAUGGACUCCGAUUUACAUCCAUGGGCAGUGAAAAAAGUUGAUUUGAAAAAUCUUACACAAGAAACAGUUAAGUCAUAUAUAAAUGAGAUUGAGAUGCUUAAAAGUUUGAUAAAUUCUGAAAGAGUUAUCCGACUAUAUGAUUAUCACUGUACAUCAGAAAAUCUCAUACUUGUUAUGGAGAAAGGAGAUUGUGAUUUGAAAAGUGUCAUUCUUAGCUUUUGGUCUGGUGGUGCACAAAAAUCGUCUCGUUCAUCAUCAGGUAUUAUUUCAUCUGGGAUUGUGUUCUAUUGGGAUCAAAUGUUACGGUGUGUGAAAGCACUUCAUGAUCGUCGUAUUGUUCACUUAGAUUUAAAACCACAGAACUUUGUUCUAGUCUAUGGACAGUUAAAGCUUAUUGAUCUGGGGAUUAGUCGUCUGUUACCAGAUGAUUCAACAACUGUAAAUCAUUGGCUAAAGUUGGGAACAUUAUCUUUUAUGAGUCCAGAACAGUUGGAAGAGGCUGCUGCUGCUACUACUCCUUCAUCCUCAUCUGGCCUUAAUCAGUCGUUUUUCUUGGGUCCUGAAGUUGACCAGGAAAAUCGUUUUAAGGUUGGACGUAAAUCGGAUAUUUGGUCAUUAGGUGUAAUCCUUUAUAUGAUGGUCUACGGUCAGUUACCGUUUAAUCAAGAUAAACUUCACUCUCGUCUAUCAGCUAUUAUAAGUCCCAGUGUAAAAAUAUCUUUACCAGCUAUCAAGAAUAAAUCUAUUUAUAAAGCAUUAGAACGAAGUUUAGUUCGAAAUCAUUUAGAAAGAGCAUCUGUUGAUGAAUUACUGAGUUAUGAAUAUGUGUCUAGUACAUCAGCUGCUGACUUAUGGUAGUGUUAUAUUUUCCUUUUAAUUCCUCAAUUCUAUUAUAUAUAUUCAGAAAAUAAUUAACAAGAGCACCCCAGUUUAUAUUCAUGAUUAGGUUGUGAUACCAAAAAGUCCUAUGAAGACAGUGAAUAAUAGCUUGAUAUUAUUUCACAUUUAUAUAAUUUUGUUGUAAUCUUAACUCAUCAGUGUCAUAUAUAUUCCGUUUUUUUCUUUCAAAAUUUUUUUAGAUGUCUGAAAAAACAGUCCGUUAUUCUUCAGUACUGGGACAUAUUUUUUUGUAUAUAAAUGUACAUAUUUCUUAUUUGUAUUAUUUUUUUGCAUUUCUAGUUUUGCAACCGAUUUAUAUCAUUUAGUAAUUUAUUUUCCCUUCUUUUGUUCAUUCUUUUUGUUUGUCACAAUUACUUUCCCGUGUUUACAUUGUUGUUUAUUUUCUUCAUUCAGUUAUGUAUUUCAGAGUAUCUGAAGACUCAAUCACAAUCAAUAUAUUGUAGUGUAUAAGUUUAUAAUAAUACUUAUCAUCAUACGAUGGAUUGGAUAUUUAUAUAAUAAAUUGUUUUCUUUUUUAUGACGACUAGUAAAUUAUGUUUCACAAACAUUUAUAACAUUUACCUAGUGUGACUUUUUGUCAUACGUUUAGCUAGUGAUUGUUCAAAAAUUUCAGGUCCCUAAUCCAAUAAAAUAACUAGGUCACCCUCCGUACUCGAUAGACUUGAAUCCCUGUAUUUUGGUUUCGUUCACUGUAAAAUAAUCAUGAAUAGGAUGAUUAGAUGUGAAACGGCGAAGCAGCCAGAAAGUCUGACUCUUAAUGACUUUCGUGAGUGCCCGGAGAAAUGAUUUAAAUGUGUUGUCAUAAAUGAGGGGUAUACUUUGAAGUAAAUAAGGUUGGUUUACCCCAAUGUACCAAAAAAUAUUUCUUUGAUCUCAGUCGACGUAUGUAUUGUUUUAGUUGUAAGGGAAGAUAUGUGUAGUUUGGAAUUUGUGUUCUAUAUCAACUUAUAAGUUAUCCCAAUACAUAGCCACAUGAACCUUGGCGUUCACCCUCCGUGUGCUUACAUUUGUCUAUUUGAAAAUAUUGUUUG